This is a messenger RNA of Struthio camelus australis, 510 nucleotides long. Lineage: Eukaryota; Metazoa; Chordata; Aves; Struthioniformes; Struthionidae. The record is from RefSeq and is a predicted model, not a curated record.
CUGGACCUGCGCUGCCUGUGGUGCUCGUGGCCCUGGGUCUUAGGGCAGCUGCGGUGCCGCGUCUCGCGCUACCUCAGCGAGGGCUGGGCCUCCGGCGCCGCCCUCCGCAUCACCGCCCUUGCCGUGGAGCGCUACCUUGCCAUCUGCUUCCCCCUCGAGGCCAAGGCGGUGGUCACCCAGCGCCGGGUCAAGGCCGUCAUCGGUGCCCUCUGGGCCUUCGCCUUCCCCUCCGCCGUGCCCUUCUUCUUCCUUGUCGGCGUGGAGCAGGCUGACGACCAGACCGACUUCAGCCGGGAGUGCAAGCCCACCCCGCAGGCCGUGGAGUCGGGGCUGCUGGCUAUGGUGGUUCUGGCCUUUGUAAUUUGCUGGUUGCCUUUCCACGUUGGCGGGAUCCUAUUUAUAAACACUCAGGAUACCAGGAUGAUCUCCCUGCUCUCCCAGUACUUUAACGUCUUCGCUCUGCAGCUUUUCUGGAGGAGAAGGAGGAAGGAGUACACGACCACCUUCUGA